Molecule: messenger RNA, 2756 nt
Organism: Hypanus sabinus (Atlantic stingray)
Lineage: Eukaryota; Metazoa; Chordata; Chondrichthyes; Myliobatiformes; Dasyatidae
Exons: 3
Coding region: 2041-2733 (230 amino acids)
Molecular function (GO): zinc ion binding
Source: RefSeq, a predicted model, not a curated record
UGUUUCCAGAUGUUCUGAGAAUGACUACUAUAGCCUCACAUGAUGUAGGUGUUGGAGAUGGAAAACCUAUCAAACAACAUCGAUAUAGGAUGAACAUAGAAAAAUGUGAACUUGCUGAGAAAGAAAUUGAAUAUAUGUUAGAGAAUAAUAUUAUUGGACAUUCUAACUCGAAUUGGAGUUCACCAUGUGUUAUGGUGCCAAAACCAGGUGGUAGUAUUAGGUUUUGUACGGACUAUAGGAAGGUGAAUGCUGUAAUGAAAACAGAUGCAUAUCCAAUUCCUAGAGUAGAUGAUUGUUUAGAUAAAGUUGGAAAAGCAAAGUUCCUUACAAAGAUUGAUUUAUUGAAAGGGUAUUGGUGUAUUCCAUUAAUGGACAGAGGUAGAGAGAUUUCUGCAUUUGUAACUCCAUCUGGGUUAUAUGAAUAUAAUGUUUUUCCAUUUGGGAUGAAGAAUGCCCCAGGUACUUUCCAGAGGAUGAUUAACUCUGUGAUUCAGGGAUUAAAAGAUAACUGAUGCUUAUAUUGAUGAUUUAGUGACAGGAAAUGAUACUUGGGAAGCACACAUUAUUGCAGUGGAGAAAUUGUUUGAAAGGCUUUCAAAAGCUAACUUAACUAUUAAUUUAGCUAAGAGUGAAUUUGGACAUGCCACUAUGACUUACCUUGGUUAUGUUGUGGGUCAAGGUAAGGUAGCUCCUGUUCAGGCAAAAGUUCGGGCAAUUUUAGAGAUUCCCACUCCAACGGGGAAAAAACCUCUCAGAAGAUUCUUGGGAAUGGUAGGAUAUUAUCCAAAAAUUUGUAAGAAUUUUGCUAAUGUUUCCCUUCCAUUAAGUAACCUUCUGCAGAAGAAUGUUAAGUUUGUGUGGACAGUGCCUUGUCAAGAAGCAUUUGAAAAAUUGAAAACAAUGAUAUGUCAACAACCUGUGCUUAAGGCACCUGACUUUAAAAAACCUUUUUCAUUGGCUGUAGAUGCUAGUGAUGAGGCUGCAGGAGCAGUAUUAAUGCAAAGGAAUGAGGGUGAUGAGGUUGAUCAUCCAGUAGCUCACUUUUCUAAGAAAUUUAAUAAGCAUCAAAGAAACUAUUUGACAAUAGAGAAAGAAUUGUUAUCUCUUGUUUCAGCUUUGGAAUAUUUUGAGGUAUAUGUUGGUACAACUCAAUAACCACUUAUUGUUUACACUGAUCAUAAUCCGUUAGUUUUUCUGAGUAAGAUGAAAAACAAAAACAGAAGAUUAUUAAAUUGGAGUUUGAUGUUACAAGAGUACAAUAUUGUGAUAACUCAUAUUAAGGGUAAAGAUAAUGUGGUUGCUGAUUGUCUAUCUCGAUGUUGAAUGUACAAUGCAAUUUUUUUUAUGGAGUGUUUUUUUUCAAUUGUAACACUCCUACUGUAUUGUGAGUUAUAAGCUGUUAUAUGAUGGUAUUGUAUAUUGUGUAUGUUAUAAAAUUUAUACAUUUGUUUUUCUUGUAAGCAAUUGUUAAAAAUUUUUGUUCUUGUCAGACCAAAAAUGUUUUUUUUUUGGAGGGAGGUGUUACGUACUUGUGACACAUGACAGUGGUACCCUUGUCACGUGACUGGGGUUGAAGCUGUACUGGACUUGAGGUAAUGGUCUUGUGAUGGUGGAGUGAUGUCAUUUUCCUGCCAGUAGAGAUCAUGUGACAGGUUUAUUUUACAGGGUAUAAAAGGAAGACCCCACCCUGUGAGGCGGGGCAGUUCGUGGUUGGAUUUGCCAAGCUGACUUCAUGCCACUGCAUGAUUUAAUGUGAUGAUGCAGUUCAGUUGAAGGAUGAAGUUUUUAUCUAAUGCCUAAAGUUUAAAAGGUCAGUGCCAGCAGUUUCUUUACAAUACUGCUAGUUGAGAAUCAGUGGAGAUUGAAGAUCGGUGUUCGGGAGUUAAAGAUUGAGGAGAAUCGAUUUUCGACGGUGAAAUGGGUUCUACCUUGUUUAAUCCUUUUUCGGAAGGAAUUCGUUGACUGUUCUCACGUUAAUCUCUGUGGGAUAGCAGAAAAGAUUGAGGACAGUGAUAAAGGAAUGGUCAGUGCCUUGAAGCCAUGACGUUUUGUAAAUUCUGCGUGGGAAGUUCAACGUUGGGGAUCGAAGCAAAACGAUGUGAAAGAGAAUUUAAAUCAUCUUAUAAAGUCUCUCCUUUUAAAUGGACUGGUCAGUACAAAUUCCACUGCCCAGCGGUGAAAGCUGAUGGACAGGCAUGCGGACAGGAAUGGCCCUACCAUGAAGUUCGCAAGCUGGCAGUACUGACCAGAGAGGAGCAGCUGCAUUUUGAGGAAACAGUUGCUGUACUGGCUGCAGCUGAGUACUGUGAAUACAAAUCAUGUCCUGGAUGUGGAGCAUUUGUUGAACGCACAGACCUGAGUAACUUGAGUGUCCGCUGCACUAUCUGUACUGCAGAAAAGGGGAGUGUUUACGAGUUCUGUUGGCAGUGCCUGAAACCAUGGAAGGGAAGUGUCCCACGUUCUGACCGAUGCGAUAAUGAAGGCUGCACCAAUUUGGAACUGGACACACUAUGCAGUUGUUCAUUAAUCAGCCUCUUAGGUACUGUAGUGAAGAAUUGCCCUUCCAUUCGAGCCUGCCCAACAUGUGGUAAGCUGCUCGAACACAACCAAAUGGGAUGUAAAAAUAUUAUCUGUUCGAGGUGCCAAGUUGAAUUUUGCUUUGUCUGUCGAGAGCUGACGCAAGUAUGCCAGGCAAAAAAACCAAAUUCAUGGUUUAAUCUCUGUGCUAAAUAAGUUGCACCAAGACAAACUUCAAU